AUGAAGAAAGAAGCCUUUCUUAUUUAUUUCAGAGGCGAUGAUCCUAAUUUGUGCGCUUGUUUUGCAGAGGCUGGAGGUCCCAACGGCAGCAGUGGAGUUGGUGGACCAUCGUCAUUCGACGAGUGUCAAUUGGCUCUUCCUCCUCCCAGCUACGAGAUGGUCCUCGACCUGAAGAGACGGGAGCUGGAGUACCAGCGAGAGAUCAGCGAAGCCGAGCAAGCUGAGAGACUCAACAGUGCGAGAAGAAGGAUUAGAAACCUUUUGGGGAAGAUCAGAAACAUAACUACUAGGCCGGAGGAGGAGGAGGUGUCGGAUCCUCCACCUCUAGAGAAUUUGAUGUCGCCUCAAGAUUCUUAUUCUACAACUGCCGUGGCACCGAAUGGACUCUUCACCAUUAGCAGAGAAAAUCUACCCCCGCAGGAGUUUUACACCCAGGCUUCAACAUCGUCAGAUCCUCAGCCUUCAGGUUCCUCUGGGAACGCUCCUGUGUCCGAGUCUGAUAUUUCACAGCACUUCGAAAAUUCUUCCCUUUCCCUUAUUCCUGAGGCUUCUAGGAGAUCCCCGGAGGCAUCUCCAGUGCUCCCUUCUUCUCCCCCAGCAUUCACUCCCAGCGCUCCUCCGGCAAUCCAGGUCCUCACUCCUGACCCUCAGGAACGCGAGGAGUUCCUGCUGCUGCAACACGCAGGAACUUCCAGACCGUUCACUGGAAGGUCGGUACUUUCCAGACCCACAACGUCCAUCAGCACCAGGACUCUUUCUACUCCACCCGAGCUUGUGAGGAAGACAAGCCUUCCAGGCACUGUCCUGGAAAAUGACGAAGACAAGAACGAAGAUGAGACAAACGAGGAGCAGCCCGCAGGAGGUGGAGGAAUACUUGCAGCCUCUUGAAGACUUCAAACCAUCUGACGUCUAUCACACGUCAGCAUGCUAGUGUCUUUAAAGCUCUUCACCAUCAACAGAGGACGACUCCUCCAGCAGAAGUGCUACCUCCAAGUCUCAGUACUGUCAAAGUUUUCAGAGCUCUUGGAUUCUCUCUGGGAGAGGACUAACUUGGUGGAAACUACAUGAAUGGUAUACUACCGACUUGAUGAAGAAUUAGACACAUGUACAACAUCUGGGUAUCUUUAUUUGGAGAUGUUUCAACAACCAGUGGCUUUAUCAAUACAAAUUCGAGGACAUAAUGGGAAGACUAUAGAAGUACAUACAAAAGAUGAGGUUAUCAGUCUGCAUGACUCACAAAAUCGUAAUGACACGAUUGCAAACAAACCCCACCCGUGGUAUGGUUAAGUUAUCAGUCCUUCAGCCUUGGAGUUGGUGAUGAGCACCUUAGUCUUGAAGAAUCUGAUCCUUCAUCUGGUGGAAACUGUUGAAGAUAAUAACACCAGUUGGCACCAACACACCCGUCCACACACUCCCGUCCACACACUCAUCAGAAGACGUGUGUCUCUCUUACUUAAACCUGCUCUGUGUUAUUUACACGCAUCACAACUUACCUAAAUAAUUUGUAUGUAACUAUAUAUGCUCAAUAGUACAUGGAGACAGAAACUCGGAAGAUUUAUUGAUUUGUAUAUUUCGACCCCCUGCUGGGGUCCUCUUCAGCAGAUACACAAGUGAAAGGAGAACUACAUAUCAGUCUGUCUGUACUUUUUUCGUCUGUCCUUCGAACUCAGUGGUUCUAAUCAUAAUCAUAGUUUUUAAAAGGGCGAACCGAUAAGCCAGCGGAAGGCCUCGGUUAGAUGACCAAAACCCCAAGAUGUGGGUCAUCAGGAAACACUUGUCCUGUUUCCUGACCAACUUAGCCUUCUUUCUCGUUCUAUUUUUUCAAUCUAUUUACAUGUAUUAAUUUACCCAUCCAUCCAUCUAUCCAUCUAUCUCUCACAAUUCUCUCAGCAAAAUCUCUCUCCCUCGCCACCGACUAUUAGAGACAACUCUCUAACAUACACAACUCAAAUCUUUCAUAAAUUUCGUUACCUCUAUAUAACCAAACUAAAGUCAAGUUACCGUCCAUUAGUCAUAGUGAAGUUGUUAGCACAGUUUUUCGUUAUAAGUGUCCAGGGCACCAAUGAAAGUGCAUCCGUACAAAAUGUAAUGAAACCAGAAA
Cherax quadricarinatus is the source of this 2101-nucleotide messenger RNA. The record is from RefSeq and is a predicted model, not a curated record. Lineage: Eukaryota; Metazoa; Arthropoda; Malacostraca; Decapoda; Parastacidae.